UUCAGUUGCAGGAGGCGAGAGGCGAGAGGCGAGAAGCUCUGCUCGGUACAAAUUUUCUUGUCUACCACUCGAUCUACCAUCUUCAAGUGAGAAAAUGUCUACUUCAAAACAAGCAGUUAAUGAGACUACAAAAUGGAGCCAAGCAAAUGUAGACACCCUUAUUGUUCUGAUGGUAGAGGAAGUUAAGAAAGGAAAUAGGACUACUUCGACUUUUAAUAAAGCUGGUUGGAACAACAUUGCCAAUAACUUCAAAGAAAAAACUGGGGUCAACUAUGCCAUUGUACAGUUGAAGAACAAAGUGAACAAACUAAGGCAGGAUUAUAGUCAGUUUAAGAAGCUAUUGGAGACAACUGGUUUUGGUUGGGAUACUGCUUCAAGAACUUGUACUGUUGAUGAUGAAUCCAUCUGGGAAUCGCAUAUUAAGGAUAACCCUACUUGGGCACGAUUUAAGAAGCACGGACUACCACAAUGGCCAGAACUAUGUAUGGUAUUUGGUGAUACAUAUGCAGACGGCGAAGGAAGUGGGACUCAAACAACCAUGUUGGAAACUUUGGGGGCCAAUGAAGCUAGGAUUAUGAUUGAGUCUUGUGAUGAGUCAAGUUCCGCUGAUGAAGUUACUCCAUUAGGUGACACUCAAACUGAAGCAGUGGAAAAAAGGCCAGCUACUAAGCAUAGGCAUGAUAGGACUCCAAAUGCGAAAAGGAGGAGGAGCAAGUCUAAUGAUUGGUCAAUGGCAUUCAAGGCAAUUCAAGAUAUUAGUAAAUCAAGGGUAGAACGAGAUGCGAGCAUGUCCACUGCUUCAACCCAAAAUGCGGAAUAGAUGUAUGGGAUUACUAGGGCCAUGGAGGUGCUUGAGUCAGAAUAUGAGUUAGAUGAAGCACUAUACGAGAAAGCACUUCGGAAGUUAAUGGCUGACCCGCAAUGGAGAGAAGCAUUAAUUUCCUGCCCUCCUCAUCGGAAGUCAAUACUCCUUCGUACCCUUCAGUAGUUUGCUUCUUGAAAAGUUCUUUUAAUUAGCUAGAUUGAUAACUCUACUUGGAUUGUGCCUUGACCCUACUUUUACCUUUGAUGGUUUGCUAUGUUUUCCUUCACUUUUUAAGAUGUUAUGGAUGACUGUGUCUUGACUUUUUUUUAUAACUGUAGUAUUUGAUGUCCUGAAUAUUUGAUCAUUGUUCCUUGACACUACUUUUAACUUUGAUGGUUUGCUAUGUUUUCCUUCAUUUUUUUUAAGGUGUCUUGGAUAUUUGUUCAAAAUUAUGGUUUGAUGUGUUUGCAUAUUUCUAAUUUUAUAUUAUAGGAAUGGAUCAAAGAAUGAUCGCAUCUAGGGAACACAUUGAACAAAUGGAAAGGGAUGACACUGAUGCAGAAAUCAUGAUGUGUAUAAUGUUGUUGAUGAAAGCACAUGAUUCAUUAUACACUAGAGAGCCCAUACGAGAUAGUAAAUUGACAGGACCAGAGCGAGUGAGUGAGGUUCUAAACGGACAUGUAGACAGAUGCUAUGAACAGUAUAAAAUGGAACGUCAUGUCUUCCUCAACCUUGAAGCGUUAAUGCGACAACAUGGUUGGUUGGAAGAUAGUCGAUAUUUAAGAGUGGAUGAGCAGUUGGCAAUGUUUAUAUCUAUCGUUGGUCACAAUGAUAGGUAUAGAGACAUAGUAGAACACUUUCAACGUUCUCUUAACACUAUAGGUGAACACUUUAAGAAAGUGUUACGUGCUUUCAUACUACUGGGACAAGAGAAUAUCAAACCUCCAAACUUCAGUCGUUGCCCUAAACAGAUUCUUGAAAAACCAAAGCUCUAUCCUUUCUUCAAGGACUGCAUUGGCGCGAUUGAUGGCACUCAUGUUAGUGCUUCUGUACCUCUAUCCAAACAAAUACCGUACAGAGGAAGGAAAGGAGAUACGACCUGGAAUGUUAUGUGUGCAUGUGACCUUGACAUGAAAUUCACUUUUGUGUACGCUGGUUGGGAGGGUUCGGCAAAUGAUUGUCGAGUAUUCAAUGAGGCAUUGAAUAACCCUAAAUUUGAAUUUCCUCAUCCUCCACCUGGUAAAUAUUAUGUGGUUGAUUCUGGUUAUCCAUCUACUACUGGAUUCUUGACGCCGUUCAAAGGACAAAGAUACCAUCUAAAUGAUUAUAGGAAUAGACGUCCAAGGACAGCAGUAGAGCUAUUUAAUAAUAGACACUCUUCUGUUAGGAAUGUUAUAGAGCGCAGUUUUGGCUCUUUGAAGAAGCGCUUCCCAAUUCUGAGCAAAAUGCCAUGUUUUCCAUUGAACACCCAAACAUGCAUCGUCAUUGCUUGUUGUGCACUUCACAACUUCAUUCGGGAGGAAGAAAUUGCAGACAAGAAUUUUAAGGAGUUUGGUGAAAAUUGGUGGAAUGAGGAGCCUGAAGAAAUUCAAGAUUAUGUACCACCAGCUCACAUUAGUAUAAGCUUAGCAGAAAGAAGAAGACAGAUGGAUGAUCUUAGGAAAAAGAUUGCAAAUGAGUUAGCUGUUAAAGCCGGAAUGGCUCAAAUUACAUGAUUACAUUUUGAUGAUUGGAUUUAAACUUUGAAGUAGUGGGACA
Molecule: messenger RNA, 2563 nt
Organism: Macadamia integrifolia
Lineage: Eukaryota; Viridiplantae; Streptophyta; Magnoliopsida; Proteales; Proteaceae
Product: protein ALP1-like
Exons: 5
Coding region: 1300-2520 (406 amino acids)
Source: RefSeq, a predicted model, not a curated record